Molecule: messenger RNA, 1086 nt
Organism: Prunus mume (Japanese apricot)
Lineage: Eukaryota; Viridiplantae; Streptophyta; Magnoliopsida; Rosales; Rosaceae
Product: tropinone reductase homolog At2g29290-like
Molecular function (GO): oxidoreductase activity
Source: RefSeq, a predicted model, not a curated record
UAUAUCUUCAAUAUUCUAUAUAUAUAUAUAUAUAUAUAACCAAUUUGAAAUAUCAGUAGCAGCCUCAAUAGAUGGCGCAGGCAAAUAGCAUUGGCAAAGAUAGUAGAUGGUCACUUCACGGAAUGACUGCUCUUGUCACUGGUGGAACCAAAGGAAUUGGGUAUGCUAUUGUGGAGGAAUUGGCGGGGCUAGGUGCAACUGUACAUACAUGUUCUCGUAAUGAAGUUCAGCUUAACGACUGCUUGAGCCAAUGGAAAAUUAAGGGUUUUGAUCAAGUCACUGGUUCGGUAUGUGAUGUGGUCUCAAAAGCUCAACGAGAGGAGCUUAUAAACAAGGUCUCAUCACUAUUUCACGGCAAACUUAACAUCCUUAUAAACAACGUGGGAACCUUCAAAAUAAAACCAGCAAUCGAGAGCACAACUGAAGAUUACUCAUUUAUUAUGAGUACGAAUCUUGAAUCUGCUUACCAUUUUUCCCAACUUGCACAUCCUCUUUUGAAAGCUUCAGGAGCUGGGAACAUUAUUUUUAUGUCUUCUGUUGCUGGCGUUGUAUCAGUUGGGACGGCUACUAUAUAUGCUGCCACAAAAGGAGCAAUGAACCAGUUGGCAAAAAACUUAGCAUGUGAGUGGGCAAAAGACAACAUAAGGACCAAUAGUGUUGCACCUUGGUUCAUCAGAACUCCCCUCACUGAGCCUCUUUUGAGUGACCAAAAAUUUAUGGAGGCUAUCAACUCUCGAUGCCCUUUAGGACGGAUUGGAGAGCCAAAAGAGGUGUCUGCCUUGGUGGCAUUUCUAUGCUUCCCUGCAGCGUCUUACAUAACUGGCCAAACUAUCUGCGUUGAUGGAGGGUUCACUGUCAAUGGCCUCCUCUUCCAAGGACCAUGAAAAAAUUAUUUAUGUGAUUUGUGUUGCUAGUAGUAGGAGAAGCUAGAGGUCUCUUGUUUCCUUGUCUUUUGAGUUCGGGAGCUGCUCUCAUCCAUCUCAUAAUAUGCUCUUGUUUGUGGUUUUAUAUGGAGGCCAUUUAUCUUUUGAGUUUGAUAACUUGCUUGUUUACUUUGAGAAUGAUAUUUUUGCUUGUAUUGAAAAC